CUCCGCGCCUGCGAGUGGCGGUGUGGAGAAGAUCAGCAUCAAAUGGACAAGCGAAGUACGAAGCCAACAUGUCUGCCCCCUGAAGGAGAAAAACAGAAAUAGAAACAUUGUGACAGCACAGGACGACAAGCGGUGGCUGGAUUCUCUUGUUGGCUUGGUGGAAAGCUGGAAACAUGUCAAAGAUCUCCAAGGCAGCCAAGGCUGUAAAGAAGUUGGACAUAAGCGGUGUGAUCCGGGCUAUAGUGAGGUCAGGACAGGCGGCCCCUGGGCCCCCACUGGGCCCCAUCCUGGGACAGAGAGGAAUCCCUAUCGGACAGUUCUGCAAGGACUUCAAUGAAAAAACUAAGGAGAUGAAGGAGGGCAUCCCUCUUCCAAUCAAGAUCAACGUGAAGCCCGACAGGACGUACGACCUUCACAUCGGUCAACCCACCGUCUCGUACUUCCUCAAACAAGCGGCGGGCAUCGCCAAAGGAGCCGGAAAGACAGGGCACGAGACGGCGGGCGUGGUGUCGGUGCGAGCCGUGUACGAGAUCGCCCAGGUGAAAGCCCAGGACGAGUGCUUCAAGAUGAGGAACACCUCGCUGGAGAACGUGGUCAAAAGCAUCGUGGGCUCGGCCCGCUCGCUGGGCAUCAAGGUGGUCAACGACCUCUCCGCUGGCGAGUACAAAGUGUUCUUGGAGCAGCGAGAAGAGAAAUUGAAGGCAGACGCGGAGGCAGCGGCAGCUGCGGCUGAAGCGCCGCCGCAAGGCAAGAAGAGAUGAACGGAAACCUCAUGCUGUGGCACUUUACUGACACCUACAGGCCGUGUGAGGUGCACCACGGUCCUCUCGGGAAAUAAUCUUUACAUUCAGGUUAAGUACAACGGCGAGGUGCACUAGUAGAAGGACGAGGGCCCAUUAUUAUUAUUUUUCAACUACUGUGGCAUUUCUGCCACUCUAGUAGCACAACUUUGGCAUACUAGUAGGACAACCAUGUUACAAGUUAGGCAAAACUGUGCACUAAUUAACAUCUUCAUCCUAAUAGUAUCACUAGUGAAGUGCUAAUGUUAACUAGUAGAAUUUGAUGUCACCAGCAGUACUAUUAGCACACAGUUGUCAACUCGUGCACAGAUUUACCUCACUAGUAACAUGUAGUUGUCCUACUGGUGAGGACAAAGAGUGUCCUUGAUAAGGACGCCACUAGUAGUGACACAUUCCUACAGGUUGGACCCAGCAAUGUUGCUAGUGCAGCACUGUAGUUUACCACAAAGGUUUAAUUGCAAACUAGUCGGCCAACAGUGGUACUAGUUGUAGUAAAAACAUUACUAGUGAGACAGUCGAUCUACUAGUGCUCCCUAGUCAUUCUACGAGUGCGCUGGAUUGUCUUACCAGUGAGGACAGAGCGUGUACUAGUAUAUGGGCCUUAAGGUGGAUGUCAAGGAUAUGGAAUAAACAGCUUUCCUUACCUGCCCAUUCCUAUUUAUACUCAUUGUAUACACGUACCAAUGUAUAUGUAUGUGAAGCAGCACUGAAUAAAAAAAAAAAAAAUUCAA
This is a messenger RNA of Phyllopteryx taeniolatus (common seadragon), 1531 nucleotides long. RefSeq names its product mitochondrial ribosomal protein L11 (gene mrpl11). Lineage: Eukaryota; Metazoa; Chordata; Actinopteri; Syngnathiformes; Syngnathidae. Gene Ontology annotation, cellular component: ribosome; mitochondrial large ribosomal subunit. The record is from RefSeq and is a predicted model, not a curated record. The transcript is spliced from 6 exons. The coding region runs from base 174 to 761 and encodes 195 amino acids. Gene Ontology annotation, biological process: translation. Gene Ontology annotation, molecular function: structural constituent of ribosome; large ribosomal subunit rRNA binding.